UGGCGGAAGCAGCCUCGGCUGACUGGGCAGCUGGAACAUCCUUUUAAAGAGACCAUCUGCACCCGGGCCUACUCAGUCCGUGCUUGCUAUAGACGGGUGCCCAGCAUGGCUCCACCGCCCCCGCCUGGCUCGGUGAUUGUCCCAGAUUGGCAGGAGAGCUCCGAGGGCAAGGAGUACCUGGCCUCCAUCCUGCGCAAGAGCCGCCGGCGCGUGUUUGGGCUGCUUGAACGGCCAGUGCUGCCCCCGUCUGUGGCCAUUGACACUGCCAGCUACAAGGUGUUUGUGUCUGGGAAGAGUGGUGUGGGCAAGACAGCGCUGGUGGCCAAGCUGGCCGGCCUGGAAGUGCCAGUGGUACACCAUGAGACCAUUGGCAUCCAGACCACUGUGGUCUUCUGGCCAGCCAAGCUUCAGGCCAGUGACCGUGUCGUCAUGUUCCGCUUCGAGUUCUGGGACUGUGGGGAGUCAUCGCUCAAAAAGUUUGAUCACAUGCUGCCGGCUUGCAAGGAAAAUGUAGAUGCCUUUCUCUGCCUCUUCUCCUUCACCGACCGCGCCUCCUUCGAAGACCUCCCUGGACAGCUGGCCCGUGUGGCUGGCGAGGCCCCGACCGCCGUCAGGAUAGUCAUUGGCUCCAAGUUUGACCAGUACAUGCACACGGAUGUGCCCGAACGUGACCUCAUAGCCUUCCGGCAGGCCUGGAAGCUGCCCCUACUGCGGGUGAAGAGCGUGCCAGGGCGGCGGCUGGCUGACGGGCGCACGCUGGAUGGCUGGGCUGGGCUGGCUGAUGUCGCCCACGUACUCAACAGCCUCGCCGAGCAGCUGUGGCACCAGGACCAGGUGGCAGCUGGCCUGCUUCCCACCCCUGCAGAGAAUGUGCCUGGCUGAAGGGGACAGCAUCGUGGGCAGUCAACUGUGGCCCCCGCUCUCAGCCCCACAAUGGAGGGCAGAGCUAGAGCAGCGGUAUUGGCUCUGGGAGGCCUGGUCAGGCAGGGUGGGGCCUGGCAAGGCACCUGCCCCAGAGCCUUGGCUUGCAGAAUUCCUGAUGACAACGAGGUGGAGUCCAUCCCACACACUUCCCCCAGCCUUUCCCUGGCGUAAUCCAUGGAUGGUGAUUGUGGAAGGCACAAAAGUGUCCUAGACUAA
Molecule: messenger RNA, 1140 nt
Organism: Ochotona curzoniae (black-lipped pika)
Lineage: Eukaryota; Metazoa; Chordata; Mammalia; Lagomorpha; Ochotonidae
Gene: CPLANE2
Product: ciliogenesis and planar polarity effector 2
Exons: 6
Coding region: 106-882 (258 amino acids)
Molecular function (GO): GTPase activity; GTP binding
Source: RefSeq, a predicted model, not a curated record